This is a messenger RNA of Lodderomyces beijingensis, 1392 nucleotides long. The record is from the annotation of a GenBank genome assembly. Lineage: Eukaryota; Fungi; Ascomycota; Pichiomycetes; Serinales; Debaryomycetaceae.
AUGAGGUUUUCGGCUUUAGCUCUUUACAUACCGAGACUUGGGACAUCCCAGAACUCCAAAACAUCACCAAAAAAAGAGGUUCAAAUGUCAGAAAAAUGCCAACCGAAACGCAAGAAGCUAAAAGUUGAGAAGAAGCCGAACCCGAGUCUUUUCUAUUGCGGAUAUGUAUCGCCUAAAGAUCAAAAGAAAUGUCCCUUGAUGAGAAAAAAGAUCAACAAGUACUGUGCCGAGCACAUGGUACACGAUCCCCAGCUUCUGGCGGACCGAAUACCGUGCCCACUUGAUCCCAACCAUACGGUGUGGAAACGAGAUUUGAAACUGCAUCUACUCAAAUGCAACGCGCGAGCGCAAGAACCCCAAGAUGCAUGGUUUGAAUUGGACUAUAACUGCACAUUGCACAAUUCCUCCACAAGCUUCACACUUGAAGAUGAUCCAGCGUUGGAUGUCAAGGAAUGUAUAAAACUAGUUGAAUCUGUACAGUUCGAACCGCUCAGCUUUCGAAUAUGCCAGCAUCGCGGUCUAGCUCCCCAUUUGCAGCAACGGACGUUUCAGAAACACGUGCUUCAACAAGCGUCCUUGAUUGGCAAUCUCGAGCGGUUGAAGUUGCUCGCGCCAGAGUUUUUCUAUAUGGAGUACGGGUGCGGAAAGGGGGAGUUGUCACGCUAUGUCAAUCAAUGCAUCCUCGCUGAUGCUCAGGAUUGCAACAGUGAGAGCUACAAGGGCCACAGCCACGGCCACCACGGUUAUGGCUACGGGUUGAUCGAUCGAGGCACCAAUAGAAUGAAAUCGGAUUCCAAAAUCAUCGAAGAUUCAGAAUCAUCCCCCACCGAUAUACGACCCCGGAUCAAGCGAAGUAAAAUCGACAUCAAGGAUUUGAACUUGGACUCGUUUCUUGGUGAUGUACAGCAACCACAACAUCAAAUAGUCACCAUUUCCAAGCAUUUGUGCGGCAGUGCCACGGACCUCACCCUCAAGCUGGUGCUCAACUCGAGCAUUUUCCAUCAUUCUUUUGGUGGAAUCUUGAUUGCCAUGUGCUGUCGUCACGUGUGCUCCUUGGACCAAUUAUUGCCCGAGUCGAGAAAAUACUUGCACGAUCUAGGGUUUACCUCCCAGCAAUCAUUUAGCGUCCUCAAGAAAAUGGUCUCGUGGGCCAAUGACGCUAGCAAAAACGAGGAGAUAUCGGAAAGGGAGCAUUCAUCGGGGUUGGAAGCGGCGCAACGACUUGAACUCGGCCUCAGGGCACGAAGGAUCAUCGAUGAAAGCCGAGCGCACGCAAUGAGAACCGCGUUGGGCGCAAACUACGAUGUGGAAAUCUUCUGGUACAUUGAAUCCGAAAUCACUUUAGAAAACGUAUGUUUGUCAAUCGUCGAAAAGUCCAAACGUAACCUGUAA